Molecule: messenger RNA, 3954 nt
Organism: Osmia lignaria (orchard mason bee)
Lineage: Eukaryota; Metazoa; Arthropoda; Insecta; Hymenoptera; Megachilidae
Molecular function (GO): zinc ion binding; catalytic activity; nucleic acid binding
Source: RefSeq, a predicted model, not a curated record
AUGGAGACCCAGAAUGUGGGAAAUGAUGGGAAUGGAGAACAGACGACAGAACAGGAGAGGGAAGGAGCCUUUAAGGAGCCGGGUUGGUCGGAAGUCAGGAGGAGGAGAAGGCGGAGCAACUUGGAGGAGGAGGAUGGGGUGGGGACCACUCCCAACAAGAGGGGAACCCCCAGACCAAACAAGGGAAGGGCGGGUAAGAUCCCGGAGGGAGUCCGAAAUGUGAAGCAGACCAGGGCAGGUAACCUGCUCAUAGAGUUUGAUCAAGGAGCGGACUUGGAGGGACUCAGAAGGAAUUUGGAUGGGAAUUUGGGCCCGGAAGUCGAGGUCACUAGGCUCCAGAAAAUGAUGGACAUAGAGAUAAGAGGUAUAGAUCCAUCGGUUGAGAAGGAAGAGGUGUAUGAGGCGAUAAAAAGCGAGCUGGGACAUGAAGCCAGGGGGGUCAGGGUGAAGGUCUUCCGCACCGAUCCCAGGCUAAGCAGAGUGGCCGUGAUUGAGGGCCCUGCUGCCGAUAUGAGUCGACUCCUGAACGGAAGGAGAAUUUUGAUUGGCUGGACUGUUGUCACGGCACGCGAGAUUCCACGGCUGCUGCGCUGUUAUAAGUGCCACGCUAUUGGCCAUGUUGCGAGUGCCUGCAAUGUAACGGGCGAUAGAGAUGGCUUCUGCAGAAAGUGCGGAGACAGAGGGCACCAGAUGAGGGACUGCAAAAAUAAGACAAGGUGUAGGCUUUGUGUGGCAGAUGGUCUCCCACCGGACCAAGCGGGACACGUAGCGGCCUCGGUCCGGUGCCCGAGAUUGGCGCACGACCUGUUGUUGGUCGGAGCAGCGGAGCGAAGGGUGGACGUCGUAGCGGUUUCCGAACCCUACACCGUACCUGAGAGCUGGUUUAGCGACACUACGGGCAGAGCGGCGAUAUACAUCACUGGUGAAGGGCUAGAAAAAUGCAGACAGACGUCGAUAUUUGGCAGUGGUAACGGCUAUGUGGCAAUUAGCUACAACGACGUGGAAAUCGUCAGUGUUUAUGUGUCCCCUAAUGCUAGCCGUCAGGAGGUGGAGAAUGUGUUCUCGGGGCUGGAGCUAUUGGUCAAACAAUUGAGUGCGUCCCAUCACAGGAUUGUAGUAAUGGGGGACUUCAAUGCUAAGUCCCCGCUCUGGGGUGCGGCAGAUUGGUGUGGGAGGGGCAGGGUUUUAUACCAACUGGCGUCGAGCCUUGGGCUACGCCCCGUAAUAGCCGAAGGGGGCGUGACCUGUGAGAGGGGAGGGGGGUCGGUAAUUGAUUUCCUUCUUGGUAGUGAACAGGCGCUGAGCACCCAUGAUGCAUCGAUGGUCCUUGAUGAAUUUACGGCUUCUGACCACAGGUAUAUCCUGCACGAGUUUAGGGGUGACGGUACGGGGCUGCCGCGAGAUCAGGACCCCUUUAACCUGGGGAAGGGUAGGAUAGUUGAGGAUAGGCUCCUUGCCAGCCUUCUCAAGAGAUACGGUGACGAAAAUUUUGGGAAACUGGGAAGGACAGGUACCACAAAUGAGGUGGAUAAGUUCAUCGAAGAGCUCGAGAAGGCCGUCAAUAAGCACACUUAUUACAGUAGGGCGGUUCAGAGUGACCGCAAACCGGCUUAUUGGUGGACAGAGUCCAUCGCUGAAAUGAGAAGGCUGGUUAAUAAAAGCCGGAGGAAAUAUACCCGGGCAAGGGCAAAGGGCAAUGAACUGGACAUAGCAACUAAACAUGAGGAUUACAAGAAGGCUAGAAAAGACAUGGAUAGGGAAGUAAAAAAGGCUAAGAAAGUAAACUGGAGGGAGUUACUAAACGAAGUCGAUGGUGACAUAUGGGGGAGACCGUACAAGAUAGUGAUGAAACGGUUAAAGGGGAAGACGAACAAGCCUGACGUUAUGAGCCCGGGUGAGGUGGAGACGGUAGUGAAGAAUUUGUUCAUGUUGAAACCCCCUGUAGCACGGCCACCUGAAAGAAGUAUAGACAUUAAUGUAGUGAACGAAGAGGAGAUCGGGGAUACUUACCUAUCAGAGGAUGAUAGCGCGCAGGGACCUGAUGUAAAUGGUGGUGCGGACAUGGUGAGAGGAAGAGGGAUGGGGGCAGGGAGUGCCCAAGGAUACUUACCGACAUACUUACCUGUAGUUGGGAGGACCUCAGUGGGGGCUAGUGGGCCGUCUGACCCCCCGGACCCACCGGAAUUUCAUCGGAAUGUUGAGAGACCGGAUGUGAUUAGACCCGCGGAGAUUUUCCUACUAGCGAGGAGGAUGUCGGCUAAGAAGGCACCGGGCCCAGAUAGAAUAUCGUCAGCGGUGGCCAAAAAGUUCGCCAUGGGCGCGUCCAAAUGGCUCGCCCACAUAUUUACUACGUGUUAUAGGAGGGGUUAUUGGCCCACCCCCUGGAAGACGGGGAGGUUGGUUUUACUCCCUAAGGCGAAGGCGCAGGGUAUUGAGGAGAAGGCGUACCGCCCCCUCUCCAUUAUAUCGUGCCUGGCGAAGCUGCUAGAGAAAGUGGUUAAGAGCAGGAUCCUAACUGAGCUCGACAAAAAUGACCUAGCAGAUAACCAGUUUGGUUUUAGGAGAGGAAGGUCCACUCUAGAUGCGAUGAAGAAGCUGAGGAAACAUUGGGAGACUGCCAGAAGAGUGGGACGUCAUUGCCUGCUCAUUCUGCUGGAUGUGAAGAACGCAUUUAACACGGUCAGCUACUUGGAGGAUCGCUGGAUCAUGCUGGACACGAGAGACGAAACGCUAUGGUUCCAGGUAUUCGGAGGAGUACCACAAGGGUCGGUUAUAGGACCUAUCCUCUGGAAUCUGGUUUAUGACGGAUUAUUGCGUAUUAGACUUCGGAGGGACGUGUACCUGAUAGGAUACGCGGACGAUAUAGGUAUCGUCAUUAUCGACGAUGAUUUUGACAGGAUGGUGGGCGUGGCCGAAAGAACGAUAAGAGACAUGAGCGGCUGGUAUGAGUCAGAGGGACUUAAGCUCGCCCACCAUAAGACGGAGGCGAUCCUCCUGACGGGCCGCAAGGUGUGCGGAGGCCUCACAUUCAGGUGUGGCGACUCCGACAUAAGAACGAGCAGAACAGCACGCUAUCUAGGUUUGAUCCUGGAAAUGAACCGUGGGUACCGCGUUCACAUUGAAACAGCCUGUAACAAAGCGCUGAAAUACACCAAUAUCCUGGCACAACUUAUGCCAAACUUGAGAGGGGCUGGGAAUAUGGCGAGACGGCUCUACUAUAAAGUAGUGGAGUCGGUAAUUUUAUACGCGGCACCAUUGUGGGCCCCGGGUUUGGAACUGGGUGUUAACCGUAAAUUACUUAUUAGCACGCAACGGACGGCGUUAUUAAGAGUCGCGCAAGCAUAUAGAACAACGUCCGCGGAUGCCUUGUGUGUUAUUACAGGACAGAUCCCUAUAGACCUCCUGGUAAGGGAGAGAGAGAGAGUGUAUUAUAGGAGUAAGGAAUUGGGCCCUGCCAGGAUAGAGGGGGUGAGGGAUAUCAAGAAGGAGGAGCGAGAGGCCACCCUAGAGGCCUGGCAAAGCCGGUGGGCGGAGUCUAGCAAGGGUAGGUGGUCCUUUGCGUUGAUUCCCCGCCUUAAGGAAUGGAUAGGGUGGGGACCGAAGCUGUUGAGUUUUCAUAUGACGCAAGUUGUCACGGGCCACGGGUGCUUUGGCACAUAUUUACAAAAAAUUGGUAAGCAAGACCGCUCAGAGUGCUGGUUCUGCCCGGGAGAGGUGGACGACCCAGAUCAUUUCCUGUUCCAUUGCGUGAAGUGGAGGACAGAGAGGGCAGCCCUAUGCGCAGAUGUGGGCGUGGCACUGGACACUGGAAAUUUCAUCGACUCGUUGAAAGAACCCAGGAAAAGGGACAGGAUUAUCGGCUUUGUUAUAGGCUUAAUGAGAGAAAAAGAGGCCCACGAGAGGAACAUGGAAAGGGAGGCACGUGAGAGGAGAAGGCCACGUUCGACCACAUAG